Molecule: messenger RNA, 6223 nt
Organism: Chlamydomonas reinhardtii
Lineage: Eukaryota; Viridiplantae; Chlorophyta; Chlorophyceae; Chlamydomonadales; Chlamydomonadaceae
Exons: 3
Coding region: 314-5320 (1668 amino acids)
Source: RefSeq, a predicted model, not a curated record
AAAGUGGCACACCUGCGGGGAGACUUACUUGAAACUACCCGUAAGACUGCCCGGCUUUCGCGUGCAAUCGCCAUAACUCUGCUGUUUUGUGAUAGAGAUAGAGAGCUACUUUGCUUCAAUCUCAUACCGGCAGGGCUGGGUCCAGGGCUGGGUCAAACCGCGCCGAAUCCCUCGUGCUUGGCCUCAAUGAAUUAGCUUAAAAUGAGAUGCACUAGUAUCAUGGCACCAUAGGCGCGUUGUGCCCGAUUUGGGCUCACGCAGGAUGCCGAAAUGUGGCGAGGCUGGAGCGCGCGCAUAUGCUGGCUAAUCAACGAUGGCACCAAAGUCCCUCACGAGUGCUCCAGCGAGGCUUAGUAUCAAAGGACGCAAUGGCGAGGCGGACCUCGAGGUGGCUUGCGCGUGGGGCUCGUUCUCAAACCAGGCCUCAGGCAACGGGGCAGCGCCAGCCGGGACUGGUGGAGGGAGGGGCCCAGCGCCUGCGGCGAAGCUCCCUAUCGAUGGCGGCCCUCCCUACGGACGCAGCAGCCACGGCAGCAGCGGACUGGGGCUUGCGACUGUGCCCCUGGGCGGGGACACCUCUGAUGAGGCUGAGGAGGAGGACGGCGCCGCGGUGCCCUUCAUAGGGCCAGGCGCCGAGUCGCACAGCGGCAAGGCACCGUUGGUGCGCUUUGCAACCAACUCCGUCACCGGCCGACUGCCGGGCCUGAUCUCCGUGCCCAGCACCGCUGCGGCGAGUGUGCCGCGCACUGGGCAACACGACCACCGCUCGCGCCCGCACCAGCAGCAGCACGAACAACACCAGUAUGAACCGCACAGCAGGGCAGCAGCGGAGCUCCGGUCAAAAGGCGGUGGCGUGGAAUUGGAGGAACCAGAUGACGACGAAAACGAAGAUGGGCCUGGUCCUAGCGGGCAUGGUGGCGGGCCGCGUUCGUCUUGGAGCCGCCACGGCGUGCAGAAGAAGCCCAUCCUGAAGAGCAAAGCCGGGACGGAGGGCGGUGGCCUGGCACAGCCUGUUCGACCUCGGCGCCCGGUGUUGUUUCAGGACCCAGGGGCAGCGGCCGGCAGCCCCGGCUCCCUAUCAGCCCCAGCACAGCACCUGAGCUACAGACACCUGGAGGAGGAGGAUGGGGAGGAUAGGGACGACGAGGAGGGGCAGGGCGCGCGGGCGACCGCAAGCGCGCGGGCGGCUGUCAUUGCAGCCGCUGCCAGGAAUCCGGGCGGGGCCAGUACCAGCGGCGCCACUUGGUUGCGGCAUCCGGACGGUGCCGACCGGGGCAGCGGCACUGCUGCUGCCAACGGCCGGUCCCGGGGCCCGCACGGGACGCCCCGCUUUCAAACGGAUGGCGCUGGUAGUGGGCACAGCGGUGACAGCGAUGCGGGCGCAGCCGGUGGGGGCGAGGUUCAUCGUCUGGGCGGGAGCAGGGGCCCUAGCCGGGCUGCCAGCAGCACUACAGGUCGUGGGAAGAAGGCACCACGGCCCGCCACGGGGUACCGCUACCACGCCUCACCCCGGCAGCAGGAGCAGGGGCACGGCCACCACGCCAACCACACCGCAGGGCCCACACACCACCACAACCACCACAACCAGAACCCCGCUCACGCACACGGGCUUGGCCACGGCGGGACAGCAGCAACGGCGGUGGCAGCUCCCAGCGCGGACGCCACGUGGGGGCACGUGGCGCGCAGCGCGGCACCCAAGCCGGUGCUGCGGCUCCGGCAGGGCUCCUACACUUCCAUGGGCUCGGUGCACUCGUUCGUGGGCUCGCCCGGAUCACUGGCGGCCGCGGCGCGGCCGGCAGCGCAUCGCGCCGGCGCCGUUGUGGCGGCGGAGGCGUCCGCUGACUCGGGCUCCACUCCGGGACUGUGGGACACGGACUCAGAGCCUGCGUCGGAGUCGGAGCUGAUUGUGGAGGGGCCGACGGAGCGCGCCAGCAUGAGCGGCCAGCCCCAUCAUCACGCAGUCGGCGGCCGCGGCAGCAGCUCGGGCGUCGGCGCAGUCGCAGGCCUGGGGCCGCCGCUGCCCGCGUUCCGGCGGUCGUCGCACUGCGGCGGCGCGCUUGCUGCGGUGGCACCGGCUCCAGGGGCGGCGUUGGGUGCCGGGAUGGGCGGCGCGGAUGCGCCGAUGGUGUCGAAGGGCGCGGCGGGGCGGGGCGCGCUGCAUGCGUCCGUGGGUGAAUGGAAGCAGGGCGUGCGGCAGUGGAAGCACAACGCCGGCUACGACGCCCAGCAGCUGCAGCCGCUGCCGCCCCCGGUACCCAAGCCCAUCCUGCAGAACCGCCGCAGCGCGCCGGGCAAUGUGGGCGGCGGCAACGGCGGUGCUGGGGCCGGCGGCGGCGGCGGAGGCGGCGGCGGCGGCUACCAGCACAGCCGGCUGCAACAGCAGCGCGCGGCGCGCAAGCUGCGAUUCGAGGUGCCGGGGGGCGGGGGGCCGCCGGGGGUCGCUGAUGACGAGGACGACGCGAUGGACCCGCGCGUGGCGGCGGCCGCAGCGGCGCGCAGCAAGGCGGGCGCGCGCGUGGGGACGCCGGCGGCCAACCCAGCGGCCAAGACCGGCUGGCGAGGCGCGUGGCGGCGGAUCACGGCGGCGUUGGGUCGGCGGCCGUCCACGCCCGCGCCCAAAGACCUGAUGCGGCGGGCGGCGGAAAAGGCCGCGGCAGGCGCUGCGGGCGGUUGGGAGUCGGACGGCGGCGAGGAGGAUGAGUGGGAUCAGCAGGAGGUGCAGGAGCGGGUUGAGGUGCAGCCAGCAGCAGCAGCAGCAGCAGCAGGGGCAGCACGGCGUCCGCCCACAGGCAAGCCAGCGAGCAAGCGGGGCGCCGGGCGCAGUGUGGGGUUUGCGGUUUCAGAUGGUGCGGGACAAGGCGAUGGUGCGGCCGGGCCUGGCGGCUCCUGGCGCGGCGACGGGGAGGACGAGGAGGGCGGGGCCGUGGAGCUGACGGAGCAGUCUGCCAUCAUGCGGCGGCCACGUGCCAUGGACUCCAGGGUGGCACAUCGAAAGCGCAUGGCGCACAAUGUCGGCCGCCAGCCGUCGCUAUACGUUGCUGCUGACCGGGCCAUACGCUUUCAGAUCCCCGACUCGAGCGAUGACAGUGAUGGGCUGGAGGGCGAGGACGGGGAUGAGGACGAGGACGGGGAUGGCCAUCGGGAGGAUGGUGGCGACAGGGAGGGCGCGCGGCGUGGCGGCGGCAUCGCGCUUGCUGGUGCUGUUGGCGCCGCGCGAGGCGGCCGCAGCCAGCAUGGUGCUGGCAAGCCGACGGCGGCGAUGAAGGAGGACGACAACGAACAGGAGGAGGACGAGGGUGGGAACGUUGGGGCUGCGGUUGGGCUGCGGGACCGGGGCGGGCAAGAAGGCUGGCGUCGGCAGUCGGCGUCAGGGUUGAUGGCGGAGGGCUCCGCCAGUCCUCGCAGCGCGCGCCUCAGCAGCGCCGGCGGCGUGCCCAGCAGCAGCCGGGGCAGCAAGCGCAACAGCCACAGCAGCAGCGGCGCUCCUGGCGGCCUGGACGUCGAUGAGGACGACGGCCCCGGUGCGCUUGCAUCAACGACGUCGCCGCGAAGCCCGGGCUCGCUGCUGGCCGCCGUCGGCACGGGCUUGCAAACGUCGCCGUCGGGCGCAGCGUCGGCCUCUGAGGCGGGCGGUAGCGGCCGGCCGCGCGUGGCAUUCUCGCUGCGCGGCGGCGGUGGCAACGCGGUGGCUCCAGCAAUGCCUGGGACGCGGGAGCAGUCGCCGGUGGGCAGCAACGGCGGCGCCGGGCCGUCGUCGGCGUCGGCGGCGACGUCGCCCAUGCAGUAUGCCAGCCCGGUGGCUGGCGGCGGCGGUGUGGGUCGUGCGCCGCGGCGGACGGUGACGUUGAGUUCCAUGAGUUCUGCCGGCUCUGCCGUGCCGGCGCUGUCGUCGCCAGCGCCGCCCCCCGGACCGCCGCCGGCGCCGCCGCCCGGCGAGCCCAUGGGACCACGCCGGCUUCGCCGCAACCUUACCAACGUGUCUGAGGCCAGCCGGCGGGACGGCCCCUCGCCUAGUGUUUCCAUAAGCGGCGCGGCCCCGCCGUCGGCGCCGCCGUCCCGGUACGUCAGCGUCAGCGUCAGCGGCUCAGGCUUCGGCUCCGGUGCCGGCGCCGCGGCCGCCGCGGCAGCUGUGGCAGCCGCACCGGCUGCCUCGCCAUCGCCGGCGCUAACGGGCGUGCCGGCGCUGCACCUGCACCCUGCCAGCAGCGUCAGCAGUCAUGCUAGCUCUGCGCAUGGCGCGCACGCCUCUUCGCACUACCCUUCAGCCUCCACGCCCAGCCGCGCACAGCUCGGCCCCACGUCUCGCCUGUCCGCCGAGACGUCGGCGUCCGCGCUGCCCGGCGGCAGCCGGCACGUCGACCAGCACCCGCACUCGCUGUCUCGCUCGCUGCCGCACUCCAGGAGCAUAGCCAUGGGCGCCCUCGGUGGCGGUGGCCACGAGCCGCAGCCCGGCAGCCCUGGCGACUCGGGCAGCUUUGUGGGCAGCGACGCCGGCGAGAACUCGGGCCGCUGGCGCACCGUGUUCAACAAGAUCAAAAGCGCCAUCAGCGGCGGCGGCGGCUCCUCGCGGGACUCCUCCCCCGGCCGCGGCGGCUCGCCUGCCGGCAGCGGCCGCAACACGCCGCGGCGCAGCAGCGUCGCCUCCAUGUCCGACAGCGGCCGCGUGGCGCCCGUCGCCGCCGCCGACGUGCUGGGCGCGGAUGGAGGCGGCGCCGGCGGGGACGCUUCGGGGCCGCCGACUCCAACGGCGGCGGCGGCGGCGGCGCGGCACCGCGCCAUGGACAGCCGCAUCAGCCACCGCAAGCGCAUGGCGCUGGAGCGCAAGCCUUCACUGGUCCUCGCCGCGUCACGGGCGCUGGCAGAGGAAGCAGAGGAGGAAGAGGAGGAGGACGAGGCCGCGGCGGAUGCGGGAGGGCCUGGCGGCGGAGGCAAUGUAGGCGGCGCCGGAAGCCGGGUGGACCGCGUGGUGCGGUUCGAGGAGCUGGUGGCGCACCGCAAGAGCGCGCCGGGGACGCUGUACGCCAGUGGGGGCGACCGCUGGUUGGCGGAUGGGCGCGACGGCGGCGGCGGCGGCGGCAGCGAGGGCGGCACGUCCGCCACAGCGGCGGGGUAUGCGGGGCAGCAGCAGUACCGGCACUCCACUGGCGCGGUGCCGGCAGCGACAUCCGGGCGGAGCAGUGGGGGUGGUGCCGGCGCAAACACGUCAGGUGGCGGCUCUGCCCCUGCACCGCCGCCGUCAGAUGGCGAGCGCCGGUCGUCACGAGGCGGUUUCUUAACCCGUCUCCGAGACUCGCUGUCUGGUAAGAGCUCAAAUGCUUAACCAUGCUCGUUUGGUGGGGACUGCUGUGUUUUAAGUGCGAACGAGUGCAGAAAGGGAGGUGGCGGGGCCGCUACUAUGCUGUGCCGCCAUCCUGAAACAGAGGGGAAAGUGCGGCGGUGUGUGUCGACAGGGUUGUGCUGUAGGUUUGCGGCAACCUCAAUCGCCUAGCCAUAUCACUGGGUUGUGGGGAACAGGCUGGUGGUCCAGCCAUGCACGUAACUGCAACGUAUUGAACCAGACAUGAAUAACUCUGGGUGGCGCGGAUUCGUAAAGUGUUGCGUCAUUUCGCUUCAAUCAAUACGUUGUGACAUACGGUACUUUGGCACAAGGUUGUUUGGGUCAGCCGGUGCGACUCCCGCCAUACAUUGCUGGGUAGGUGUGGUCACUGCUUGUCAGACUUUUGUAUGGGUAGUGCCUAUCGAUGGAGAAUGCUGUGGUUUGUGGGAUGUUCGGUAGCCGUGCGGUUACGUGGCUGGUCCCAAUGUGACGACAGCCACGCGUUUGCCCUGGCUGAUGCGCCACAACCAAUGACCCCUGAUGCAUCAAAUCAGUACGGGGAUGCAUAUAGAACUGUAUGGCAUAACAUGGCAUGGCAUGGCAUGAUUACUGAAUGCUGCUGUCAAGUAUGCGAGUUCCAGGGUGGCAAUGCAGUAAAUCGUGAGGGCGGCGCCCAGACGAAAACAGGGGUGAGAGCGGCACCCCUGGACGAAAAGGAUGUUCGAGGCUAUUGCCUUCGGGCACAGCUGCGUGUGUGUGCACCACCGGGCAGGUGCUUUGAUGAAGUUGUAUGUAAGGUGUAAGAUGGUGACCAACGACCGCGGGCGUGGAUUGAUUAUGAGGUGGCCGUCAUGCCUGAGACGGGGGCUUCGAGUGGGCAUGUUAGGGGCUUCCAUUGACACGCAU